AUGCAGAUAAUGACUAGGUUUGAGGAGGAGAAUGGAGGUGAGCUGUUGGUUGCUACGUUGUGUCUUCUAGAAACAUCAUCCACAGGUUUGCUAGAGACUGAACUAUUACAGAUUCUUGGGGACACUGAUAACCUGAUGCAACCACAAGCAGCCGAAGGUUCAGAGAAAGAUGACAGUAAAAGUGAGAAACAAGGCAAAUACUCAGAACCGUUACCAGCGUACAAGUGGGCAGAGGUGUACAGAGCUCUCAGACCAUUUCUGCGUCCAUUUGGUGACAGUGGGGAGGGUCGCCUUGACUUUUAUCACAGGUCCCUCAGCAAGGCAGUCAGACAGAAGUAUCUUCAGAAUGAAAAAGAUCAGAAAUGGUGGAACAAAAAACUAGCUGGUUAUUUUGAAAAUGUGCAGAACUUGGAGAGAAAAGUGGAGGAAUACCCCCAUCAUCUGAUAGAACUUGACGAUAAAGACAGGUUGAAAGAAUUGCUGACAGAUUGGGACAUAUUUGAGGAACUAUUCAACAUAGAGUACAGCUCAAAACUUAUUAAGUAUUGGAAUAAGACAUGUACGCAUGACGAGAUGGAGCAGUGUUACGUUACAAAAAUGGAAAAUUUAGUAAAUGAUCCAGAAGCCCCAAAACAACUCUUGUCACAGCGCUUAGAAAGACUCUCACGAUUUCUGGCUCAAAUGGGAAGGUAUACACGGAGUAUUGAAUAUUCUUCAAAAGCUCAGACAUUAGAAGAAGAGCUUGGUUCAGAUCCUGAACGGAUGGCAGAUGUUCACUAUAAUAUUGCUAUCGUAAUGAUUGAGAAAAAGGGCCUUAAUGGAUUCAUGGAUAAAAAGGAUUUAGUUGUGUGUCGAGAGAUCUUUGAACAUUUUGAAAAGUCUGUAGAGCUGAGGAGACCGAUCAUGGGAGAUAAUAAAGAGCAGAAGUUGAAGCUGGGACUCGCUCUCACUAGACAGGCAUUCAACUGUACUGAGUUUGUGUACUUAGGGGGAAAUGAGUGGAUGAGUAAAGACAGAGCCAAGGAGGUAGCCGUGGACAGGCUGGAAGAAGCAAUGAAACUCUAUGAAGAGUUGCAUGAUGACUACCAUUACGGAGAUGCUCUUAUCACAAGGGGUCUUUGCGAAGAGGGAGGAGAAAGGCUUAAGUACUAUCUAGAAGCAGAAGAGAAACUUGUGCAAUCAGCUGGGAGACUUAACCCUAAAAUGGACCGACUUCUAUUAAACACUGGCAUACAUUAUGAGGAGAAUGGAGAAUAUUUUAAGUCUUAUGAAUAUUUCCAUCGUUGGUACUUAAUGGUGAUGGACUUGUAUGGGGAGAAACAUAUCAAAGUGAAGAGAUGUAUUGAUACACUUAGAGAACCAUUUUAUGUACGGGUUGCUAAUCAACGAGGGAAGGAAAUACCUGCCCCUUAUGAGCCAUAGUGAGUGCUGAAUAAAAGGUCUGAUAGCUUCGGAUGGAGAUUAACAUGGCAGAGAUCAUU
Molecule: messenger RNA, 1481 nt
Organism: Owenia fusiformis
Lineage: Eukaryota; Metazoa; Annelida; Polychaeta; Sabellida; Oweniidae
Source: the annotation of a GenBank genome assembly